This is a messenger RNA of Thermothelomyces thermophilus ATCC 42464, 1277 nucleotides long. RefSeq lists its product as uncharacterized. Lineage: Eukaryota; Fungi; Ascomycota; Sordariomycetes; Sordariales; Chaetomiaceae. Gene Ontology annotation, molecular function: 6-phosphogluconolactonase activity. The transcript has a single exon. Gene Ontology annotation, biological process: pentose-phosphate shunt; carbohydrate metabolic process. Bases 244 to 1029 code for a protein of 261 amino acids. The record is from RefSeq and is a predicted model, not a curated record.
UCAGCUGCAACUCCCUUCCGAAAACACCUCACCAUCUACCGCUCGAAUCGUUAGGCAUACACACACUCUUCAUCUUGGUAGAGCCAAGAGAAGAUCUUGUUUUGUUUUGUUUUUUUUUCCACCCAGGCUAACCCUAAAUCCGGAGCCGAGCCUUUGCUGGCCAAGUCUCCCAAGGUUCACCUGAUCCACAUCGACACCCCGCGAGAGAACUAGGUCGAGAAAAAAAAAAAUAAACUACACACAAUGGGCGGACAAGCGAACCUCUACUCGUUCCCGACCGUGGACGCCCUGGCCCCGGCCCUCCGCGCCUAUGUCAUCCACUGCCAGGAUGCCGGCAUCGCCCGCCACGGCGUGUUCAAGGUGGCCGUGUCCGGCGGCUCGCUCCCCAAGACGCUGGCCCAGGCGCUCCUGGCGUCGGCCACCUCGGAGGCCGACAAGGUGAGGUGGGACAAGUGGGAGAUCUUCUUCGCCGACGAGCGCGCCGUGCCCCUGGACCACGCCGACUCCAACUACGGGCUCCUGCGGGCGGAGCUGCUCGACAAGCUGCCCGCCGACGGCCCGCGGCCGGCCGUGCACCCGAUCGACCCGUCCCUCCUCGACGACACGCAGGAGCUCGCCGACGGCUACGAGCAGGAGCUCGUCAAGAGCUUCGCCGGCCGCGACUCGGUCCGCCUGCCCAUCUUCGACCUGAUCCUCCUCGGCUGCGGGCCCGACGGCCACACCUGCUCCCUCUUCCCCGGCCACGAGCUGCUGCGCGAGACGGCCGCCUGGGUCGCCCCCAUCGAGGACUCCCCCAAGCCGCCCCCGCGCCGGGUCACCCUCACCCUGCCCGUCGUGACGCACGCCGUCAAGGUUGCCUUCGUGGCCACGGGCGCCGGCAAGAAGGAGGUGAUGAAGGAGAUCUUCGAGCAGGGCAACGGCCUGCCCUGUGCCCUGGUCAACGAAGGGUGUGGCGAGCGGUGCAGCUGGUUCGUGGACAAUGCGGCCGUCGAGGGCGUUACGUACCCUAGGAGGCCGUUCAGCUUGUGAAGGAAGGGAGAGGUGGGAUUGAGUAGGCGGAAGAAGAAGAGAAACAUGAAGCGGUUACCAAGACACAUUAGGGCAGGAAUUUGCCUGAAUUUGCUUAUGUUUUAGGCGCCGGCUAGGUCAACGGCAAAGCAUGGCGGCAUGACUCCGUGCGGGAGGGCACGGAAGGAGGGGGGGGAGGGGGGGAAUACAGGGACGGACGGGUUAGCUCUCGUUAGCAUUUGAUAUCCCAACGAUGCUAUUAUUUUACG